CAGAAAUUAAUGAAGAUGACUUCAAAAUUGUCGAUCGGUGAAUGUGCUGGCGGUCAUCGCAUAGAGAAUCGUGAUAAAAACAGAGACGUUUCUAUAGUUCCUCCCGAUAAUUUUAGGCCGUAUUUAUCAUCGUUUCAGUGCAAUGAGAGUACGGAUUAUAUAAAUGCCGUGUUUGUCGAUGGCUACACGAGAUCUAAGGAAUAUAUAGUGACUGAAUGGCCAAUGAAUAAGACUGUAUCGGAUAUUUGGUCCCUUAUAUACGAUCACGACUGCAAUUCUGUUGUAAUACUCGGAGGAAUUCCCGCUAAUAAUAAAUCUUACCCACAAUUCUGGCCCAAAGAGAGCGUCAAAUGCAAGAAAUUUGGGCCAAUAUUCUCGGUGGAGACGAUGUCGAGUAAUAGCCCUCCGAGUAUCAACUCGUGGGUCUUUAAGAUCAAUAAAAAGGUGGCGUCGCUCACAGAACUCAUGGCCGGCAUUAAAGCCGAGCCUAAAGUGACGCAAGUGUUUGAGUUCACGGCGUGGCCUACGGGUCAUAAAGUACCAUCGUCAACUAAUGCUCUCGUCGAACUGAUCAACAUGGUUGAAAGGUGGCGACAACGUACCACUUAUGGACCCGUUCUCGUCAUCUCCGCAAAUAGCAAAUCACGAGUGGGAGUGUAUUGUGCGGCCAAUCUAGCCAUUGAACAGGUGGUCGCUCACGAAGAAGUGGACAUUUUUAAUGCCUCAUUAUCUCAACAAAACAUCGAUUAA
Medioppia subpectinata is the source of this 750-nucleotide messenger RNA. The record is from the annotation of a GenBank genome assembly. NCBI's taxonomy places the organism in Eukaryota, Metazoa, Arthropoda, Arachnida, Sarcoptiformes, Oppiidae.